Messenger RNA from Cooperia oncophora, 528 nucleotides. The record is from the annotation of a GenBank genome assembly. Lineage: Eukaryota; Metazoa; Nematoda; Chromadorea; Rhabditida; Trichostrongylidae.
AUGUUACGUCUGCUUUUCGCUCUCGUCGUCAUCGGAAUCACUCCACCAGGAGUGGAGCCCUCCUCAGUGCCGGUGAAACUCUGGAUGGAUCAGAUCGUCCCCAGUUCGUCAGUCUACCAAUCUGCAAAUGUGGUGUGCCCGGAUAUGCCAACACCACCGCAUCUGAAAAUUGAACCAGUACCAAAACCUAAAGGACACCUCAUUGGAAAAGGAAGCGAUUUAGUAUCGGUUGAAAUAUAUACCUCCGUUAAAUAUUUUAAUGGGGAUUACAGAUUAUUUAUUAGAGAAUACUCGGAACUCCUCGGAGAAUUUGGACACUCUCUGGGGUGGAGAAACGUGGAAUAUCAUUACGUUGCCUACAACUUCGAGAUCAAGAAGACCAUCUGUAAAAAGGUAUUACUCUGGCUGCAAGAAGUCGUGAACAGCUCGAGCUUCUUCAAAAAGUUUGUCACGACCGGUAAAAAUGGACUGGACUGCAACUACUCGAUGCCAGCAUAUCACCAGCACAAACAUCACAGGCUCGAGUAA